Messenger RNA from Parasteatoda tepidariorum (common house spider), 1382 nucleotides. RefSeq names its product alpha-tocopherol transfer protein-like. Gene Ontology annotation, molecular function: phosphatidylinositol bisphosphate binding. The record is from RefSeq and is a predicted model, not a curated record. Gene Ontology annotation, cellular component: membrane. Lineage: Eukaryota; Metazoa; Arthropoda; Arachnida; Araneae; Theridiidae.
GUAGAUACGAAAACAUUCAUAGCCUGGCGCAACGCUGAACCUUGAUCGCUCGUCGAAUCUUAAAUUGCACGGCGAGAUACGAGAAUUAUAUUUUAUCAUAAUAGCUUAUCGUGCUUUUGUGUUCAGCUGUGGUGAUGAGGAAGUAAUUUAUUCAAAUUAAGAAGAAGAUCAUACACGCUGUAGAUCCGCUAAUGAAUUUUAAAAUGUAUUUUGGAUGGAUGUCAAAAAAGGAUAUUUUUUAAAACAAAGUUUACUUCGAGGGGAAAUAAAGCUCGUUUAUGAAUCUGGAAAAUGCCGUGAAAUAGUGUUGACAACUGUGUGUCAAAAUAAUAUUUUGAAACAUCGGAUAGUGCAUCAAUAAAGUCAUACUCUUGAGGAAUAUAUUUAAAGGUAAGCUAUCGUAAAACAUGGAAAAUUGCUCACUACCUUUGGAGUACUCGAAAAUAAAUGAUGAAAUUCACCAGAGAGCUGUAAAGGAGUUAAAUGAAACAACGGAGAAUAGAAUACAAUGCUUGAAAGAGUUAAAGGAAAUGAUUAAAUGUGAAAAGAACUUGGAAUCUGAUAUGUCUGACAACUUCCUAUUGCAAUUUUUGAGAGUUAAGAAAUUUGAUACAGACAGAGCUUUUUCUUUACUAAAGAAAUAUUACGGCCACCGAAUGUAUUACAAGUCACUUUACAAGAAAUUCAGCCCAACAAAUAUUUCAAAAGUAUUAGAAACAAACAUGAUGAACUUUUUACCAUGGCGCAAUCCUGAAGGAAGUGCAGUGUGGGUGUCCAGAGUUGGUCUGUGGGAACCAGAACACGCUUCUUUUGAUGAAAUCGUCAGGUGUGGUCUCAUAUGCAAUGAAAAGGCCUUGCAAAAUCCAGUUACACAGAUAUGUGGUAUAGUCUCAAUAGUGGAUUUCAAAAAAUUCUCAUGGUCUCAUCUAUUUCACAUAUCACCAACAGCCAUUAAUUGCUUUGUAUCAGCAUCACAGAACUGUUUUCCCAUUCGUCAUAAAGCUAUUCACGUGGUCAACAAUCCCGGUGUGUUUACUGUUUUAUUCGCUAUGAUUAAACCUCUUCUUAAAGAAAAGAUUAAAAAAAGAAUUUAUUUCCAUGGCGAUAACAUGAGCAGUUUGCACGAGUAUUUACCACCAGACAUACUCCCAAAAGAAUACGGAGGAACCAGAGGAAAGUUCGAAAAUUCUAAAUUCUUUGAUUCAUUAAUGGAGAGUGAGAAUGAAUUUAUACAUAAUAGUAAAUUUGGUUACAGAGAUUAAAUCUAACCAAAGAGUGAUCAAACUACCUGUGAUAUAAGACUUAGGAAAUGGAUCUUUUGAUUAUAUGUAGAUCUGAGAUUUUUAAUAAACAUGUCCUAGAAUUACAGAAAUCAUUCGAAA